This is a messenger RNA of Huiozyma naganishii CBS 8797, 378 nucleotides long. It is a transcript of the gene AHC2, whose product is annotated as Ahc2p. The coding region runs from base 1 to 378 and encodes 125 amino acids. The record is from RefSeq and is a predicted model, not a curated record. Lineage: Eukaryota; Fungi; Ascomycota; Saccharomycetes; Saccharomycetales; Saccharomycetaceae. The transcript has a single exon.
AUGUCUUGUUCAGAGGAUAGUGUGCGGGAGUUCCAGGAGACUGCGGUAGAGAGGUGUGCGGAACACGAGUUGCUGCGACAGCAGCGGACACACCUCGAGAGAUUGCUGUACCGGAAGAAGUACCUCUGCAAGGAGCUGCAGCUGCUGUACUUGCAGAUAGACAAGACGCGGAAUUACCAGGAGUUUCUGGACGUUCUGACACACAGCAGACCGCUGUUGCGGGAGAUAUUCACAAUGGAGUCGCAGCAGAGGGCCGUGCAGGCGGGGAACCUGCGGGCGCCCGAUAUAGACUGGGUAGAUAAAUUUGGCAUAAAUCUGGAGGAUUAUGUGGUCGAUAACGACCGUUUGCUGUCCUUGUACAACGAGGGUCUGUUAUGA